Messenger RNA from Letharia lupina, 903 nucleotides. RefSeq lists its product as uncharacterized. NCBI's taxonomy places the organism in Eukaryota, Fungi, Ascomycota, Lecanoromycetes, Lecanorales, Parmeliaceae. The transcript has 2 exons. The coding region runs from base 1 to 903 and encodes 300 amino acids. The record is from RefSeq and is a predicted model, not a curated record.
AUGGACACAAUCAGGAGUGUAUCCAAAAUGCCUAACCCAUCAGCUGAGAAGAACAUCUUGGAGAACUUCUAUCAGAAUCGAGCAACGAUCUUGUAUCACGAAACCUACCACUUCGACUCCACAGUGGUUCGACCAAAUACUAGGGAUUAUGCAAACGGCCCUCAAUCCAUUUGGGAACAGGCCAAGUUGAAGGGGGCCUACUGGUCUUAUGUCACUCAAUGGUUUAGAUCUGUCUUUCCGCCCGUUCCUCGCAAGGUAUAUCAAGCACAGUCCGGUUUCAUAUCCUCCUCGUCCACCACGGAGGCCGAUCUCUACCCACCUGUCAACUUUACCACCGUACUUCCUGCAUCUUUCGUGGCUCCAAGCAACCCGGACAUCCCCAACGCCACACCUGACUCGAGCCUGUGGACCGAGUUUAGGGGAAUGUCCCCGCCAGAAGCUCCCUCGAGCACAGCCACAGCCACGCAAGUCUCUGCUACCAGCACCUGCAAGAUUCACGUCGACGAGUAUGAAUUUUGUGGAGCCGAAAGCUCCGACUUGUUUGCAAAUGUGAGUAUGGCAAACGGCAACGGGGACACCAUUGGCGAGACGGUGAUCAACUACACCUAUCCUUUCGGCAUGCCUAUCAACGUCGGAGACACCUAUUCAUUCCAACCUCGGCUAGGGCUGGCUAUCAUGAUAACAGGAGAGCAUGAAGGCGAUUAUAUCCAGUUCACCCAGGGAGAUUUGAGCUGGACCAGUAAUACCACGACGGGGGUGGUGAGUUGCACGGAUGGAGGAUGGGAGCCAAAGGAUGGUCCAGUGUGUGGACGCGAAUAUGGGGACACUGAUGCGGUAUGUGUAACUCACUUCUAUUCUCCAAGCGAGAUGUUUUUAGAAGCUGAAACUGGUCACCGGUUGUAG